UUGUUAUAUCUUAAAAUGUGCAUAAAAUCUAUUUUAAUUCAUUUUAGAUGCAUGGGCAUCGAUUGUUAUGAAAGAUAGUAUUAGCGGGAAUGAGUGCAAACGCGGCCUCCGAAUUACCGAUAAUUGAAUCGGCGUAGCAAUUUGCGCCGACUAACUUAAACUUUUGUUUUCUUUCCGUUUCCAUGCGCAGGAGAUGCUUGGGGAAAUGCUUCCGCCAGGGAUAGUGUCCAAAGCUUGGGUUAGUAUGCUCAAUGACUGCACCAGACAUGCUAUUCUCAAAUCCUGCGCUGCCCUUCGUACCACCCUUUUCGGAAGGGCUCUCCACAGUUGUGCAGUGAAACUGGGUCAUGUCUCUUGCCACUCUGUGUCCAAAGCCCUGCUUAACAUGUAUGCUAAAUCUGGAGCUCUCGGUGAUUGUCAGAAACUGUUUAGUCAAAUGGGUACUUCUACUUCUGAUCCUGUUGUUUGGAACAUUGUCUUAUCCGGGUUGGCUGGUUAUCGGGAAUAUAAUGAUCAAGUUCUUCGUUUGUUUAGUUCAAUGCCUGUUUCCAAUGAAGCAAAGCCCAAUCCUGUCACAGUUGCUAUUGUUCUUCCUUUGUAUGCUCGGUUAGGAGACAUAGAUGGAGGAAAGGUUGUGCACUCCUACGUGAUUAAGUCCGGAUUGGAUGCACAUACCCUUGUUGGGAAUGCACUAAUAUCGAUGUAUGCAAAAUGUGGACUAGUAAAAGAAGAUGCAUAUGCUGUUUUCUGUAGCAUUAGUGACAAAGAUGUUGUUUCGUGGAAUGCAAUCAUUGCAGGUUUUUCUGAGAAUAAUUUGAUGGAUGAUGCAUUUAGAUUGUUCAGGAAGAUGCUGAAAGGACCAAUAGCGCCAAAUGAUUCAACGAUUGUGAAUAUUCUACUUGUUUGUGCUACUUUAGAUAAGAAUGUUGCCUGCUACUUGGGGAAGGAGGUUCAUUGUUUUUUGCUGAGAAGAACUGAUAUAGGAGCAGAUGUUUCAGUCUGCAAUGCCUUGGUGAGCUACUAUUUGAAAGUUGGGCAUAUGGAUAAAGCGGAAUUAGUGUUUCAAAAGAUGGAAUCAAGAGAUUUGGUUUCAUGGAACGCUAUUAUUGCUGGAUAUGUGGCAAAUGGUUAUUGGUUGAGAGCUUUGGAUUUGUUUCUAGAAUUACUCUCUGCAAAUAUGUUUGGGCCAAAUUCUGUUACUCUUGUUAGCAUUCUUUCUGCUUGUGCACACUUAAAGGAUCUGCAGGUUGGAAAAGUGAUCCACGGGUAUAUUCUUCGACAUUCUUGCUUAUAUGCAGAUACAGCGUUGGAAAAUUCCCUUAUUAGUUUCUAUGCAAAGUGCAAUGACAUAGGAGCAGCUUAUCAGACAUUUUUGAUGAUUCCUUGGAGAGACUUGGUAUCAUGGAAUUCCGUUCUUGAUGCCUUUGCAGAGUGUGAAUAUGAUUCUCGGUUUCAGGAACUUUUAAGCUUUAUGCUUGGGGAAGGACUUAGGCCUGAUUUCAUCACCUUCUUAGCCAUAUUACGGUUUUGUGUCUGUGUUUCAAGUCUAGUAAAGGUUAAAGAAACUCAUUGCUAUUGCCUCAAGGCUGGUUUUUUACAAGGUAAUAGUGAACCUGCUGUUAUAAAUGCGAUAAUUGAUGCAUAUGCUAAAUGUGGUAAUAUGGGAUAUGCUUCAAGGAUUUUUCAUAGUUUUUCAGGGAGGAAGAAUUUGGUUACAUUCAAUUCAAUGAUCUCAGCUUAUGUGAAUUCUGGAUCACAUGAUGAUGCAUUUAUGAUUUUUAAUGGGAUGUCUGUGAGGGAUCUCACCUCUUGGAAUUUGAUGGUUCAAGCAUGUGCUGAAAAUGAUUGUCCUGGUCUGGCUCUCAGCCUUUUCCAUGAGUUACAAGCUCAAGGAAUGAAGCCUGAUGUAGUGACUAUUAUGAGCAUCCUUCCAGUAUGUGCUCAACUGGCCUCUGUUUACUUGUUGAGGCAGUGCCAUGGUUAUGUGAUAAGAGCUUGUUUUCAAGAUGCUCGCUUAAAUGGAGCUCUUUUGGAUGUAUAUGCAAAAUGUGGCAGAAUAUGGAGUGCUCAUAAGCUUUUCCAGUCAACUCCUGUUAAGGAUCUGGUUAUGUUCACUUCUAUGAUUGGUGGGUAUGCCAUGCACGGUAUGGGAGAGGAAGCACUUUGCCAUUUCUCUUUUAUGCUUGAGUCAGGGGUGAAGCCUGAUCAUGUUAUCAUUACUGCCAUUUUAUCUGCUUGCUGUCAUGCUGGCCUUGUAGAUGAAGGGUUGAAAAUUUUGUAUUCACUAGAGACUGCUCAUGGAAUGAAACCAAGCAUAGAACAUUAUGCUUGCAUUGUGGACCUUCUAGCUCGAGGAGGUCGAAUCAAUGAUGCAUAUUCUUUGGUUGCUGGUAUGUCUGUUGAAGCUAAUGCUAUGGUGUGGGGGACAUUGUUGGGUGCCUGUAGGACUCAUCAUGAGGUGGAAUUGGGCCGUGUUGUGGCAGACCACCUUUUUCAAAUUGACGCUAAUAAUAUUGGGAACUAUGUGGUAAUGUCAAACCUAUAUGCGGCAGAUGCUAGAUGGGAUGGUGUCAUGGAGGUGAGAAAACUGAUGAGAACAAGAGAUUUGAGAAAACCUGCAGGAUGCAGCUGGAUUGAGGUGAAGAAGAGAAAUAACGUCUUCAUAGCUGGAGACUGUUUGCAUCCUGAGAGGAAAAUUAUCUAUAGUACAUUAAGUACCUUGGCUCAACAAAUCAAGGAACCAUUUCUAUUUGAUAAGAUCAACAUGUUCCCUUAUGGCAUUUAGAGCUUCAUAAAAGGUAACUAGAGACUACUUAUGGGAUGAAAUUAAGCAAUAUGCUUGCAUUGUGGAUCUUUUAGCUUGAGGAGGUAAAAUCCAUGCUGCAUAAUCUUUGGUUGUUGGGAUGUCUGUUGAAGCUAAUGCUAAUGUGUGGGGGACAUCGUUGGGUGCCUGUAGGACUGAUCAUGAGGUGGAAUUGGACCGUGUUGUGGCAGACCACCUCUUUCAAAUUGAAGCUAAUAAUAUUGGGAACAAUGUGGUAAUGUCAAACCAAUAUGUGGCGGAUGCUAGAUGGGAUGGAGGUGAGAAAACUGAUGAGUACAAGAGAUUGAAAACAACCUGCAGGAUGCAGCUGGAUUGAGGUGGGGAAGAGAAAUAACGUCUUCACAGCUGGAGAUUGUUUGCAUCCCAAGAGGUAAAUUAUCUAUAGUACAUUAAGUACCUGGGAUCAACAAAUCAAGGAGCGAUUUCUGUUUGAUAAGAUCAACAUGUUCAAUUAUGGCAUUUAGAGCUUGUGGCAGAUGCUAGAUUGGAACUAUGUUGUAAUGUUAAGCCUAUAUGUGGCAGAUGCUAGAUCAGAUGGUGACAUGGAGGUGAGAAAACUGAUGAGAACAAGAGAUUUAUAAAACCUGCAGGAUGCAGCCAGAUUGAGGUUGAGAAGAGAAAUAACGACUUCAUAGCCGGAGACUGUUUUCGUCCUAAGAGAAAAAUUAUCUAUAGUACAUUGAGUACCUGGGGUCAACAAAUCAAGGAGCGAUUUCUGUUUGAUAAGAUUAACAUAUUCACUUAUGGCAUUUAGAGCUUCAUAAAGAAGGAAAAUGCGACUAAAAUGUCAAUAACCUUGGAUGUUAUUGGUCAUAAUCUUGACAGACUGAAUGCUUUUUUUUGUUUUUGGUGGUAAGGGCAUUCUACUUAGUGGAUCAAAUCCAUUUUACCUCAACUGAAUCUAGUCUUAAUGGUUGAAGUUGGUGUUCCUCAACUUCGACAGAUGUAUUAAAUAGAAAUAUCCAAGAUUUCAGUCAAGUGUCAGAAUUGGUUUUCUGCUUCUGCAGUGAUUUAGUUAACUUGAAACAAAUUGUUGGAAUUUCUAUAUAUUGUUUUUGACUUAUGUCCUGUUUUUCAUUUUGAAGGUGAUUCUGCAAUGACCAGGACCAAGACUUGUUUGGAAACUUAAUAAUUUUUGUUUUUGAAGUUGAAUGAGCCCAUGAACUGUUAGCAGGCUGUCUUCAUAGAGGAGAUAGUGUCAUCUUUGUUGGUAGUGUGAAUUAGUAAGUUGAAUGCUUGAAGAUUAGAUAUUGUUUUGAUGUUCAAUAGCCAAGGAUUCUGUGUAACUUUUCCACAAAAGUUCAAUUUAUUUUAAGUUAAAAUUUUGAAGAAUGUACGGGACGCUGAAGUGGUUUUGCUCACUUGGUUGCAACUUCAGAAAUAUCAGGUUCCAUCAUACAGUUUGUAUU
Molecule: messenger RNA, 4233 nt
Organism: Theobroma cacao (cacao)
Lineage: Eukaryota; Viridiplantae; Streptophyta; Magnoliopsida; Malvales; Malvaceae
Source: RefSeq, a predicted model, not a curated record